Nerophis ophidion (straightnose pipefish) is the source of this 2364-nucleotide messenger RNA. RefSeq names its product dihydrouridine synthase 3-like (S. cerevisiae) (gene dus3l). NCBI's taxonomy places the organism in Eukaryota, Metazoa, Chordata, Actinopteri, Syngnathiformes, Syngnathidae. The record is from RefSeq and is a predicted model, not a curated record. The transcript is spliced from 15 exons. Gene Ontology annotation, molecular function: RNA binding; metal ion binding; tRNA dihydrouridine synthase activity. The coding region runs from base 288 to 2234 and encodes 648 amino acids. Gene Ontology annotation, biological process: tRNA processing.
GUAAAAAGUAUACUGCGUCCGGAACCCGGAUCCCUUUAAGAGUUGCACGAUCGCCUCCACACGCCGAACUGCAGUCAAAUGACCGAAAUGUCACCUGUAAUGUACUUAAUACUGCGUGACAAAUAUUGUGAAACCGACUUUUAAUCUUCAAUCACAUACUGCCAUUUAAAAGUUUCUGCUUACUGUCGAGGGUUUCUAUUGUAAUAUUAGCUUAGCAUUAGCUUCUAGCUUCGGUUUUAGUCAAUCCUGUCAACACUGCAAAGUUAAAGCAGAUAUAACUGGAUGUAAUGGAAAAACAGGCAGAAGAAAUAGCUGCUAUGGGGACACCCAAAGUUGUUAAGGGGGAAGCAGCCCUCAUACCCCAAUUCAUCACCACCAAAGCCAUGUUUCACGAGUUUCUAGACGCAGAGUGGCAAAGCUCGCGGGUAUGUAAAAACAGACAGGCAGCGGAGGAGUCCAAUGAAGCAACCGUGCAGGAACCUGAAACCAAAAAGGUUAAAUUAGACAAAGAGGGAAACGAUAAAGGCGGAAAGCCGGAUGGUAAACAUCUCCGGGGGCAGUACAAGUUCAGGCCGCACAAGAAGCCGACCACCUAUGAUGAGAGAAGAUUGUGUCUUUCAGUUACUCAGGACAACAGGGAAUGUCCCUUCGGAGACAAGUGCCACUUUUACCACGAUGUCGCUGCCUAUCUGGCCACCAAGCCUGCCGACAUCGGAGAGAGCUGCCAUAUCUACAACACGUAUGGGAAGUGCACCUACGGUCUCACUUGUCGUUUCGCCAAGGCGCACACCACCGCCGACUUUAAGACAAUGGAGAACGCAGACGUGGUCAAAGCCAACGAGGGCAGGAUGGCGGUGAAGAACAGUCUGAGUAAGGAGCUCCAGAACCGCCUCAGGAAGCAUUCGGUAGAGUUCAGGAAGUCGGCAGAGUACCUGAAAACCCUUCCUAACAACAAGGAGAAAAAAGGACACCAAGGCAACGGUAGGAAGACGUUUUUUCUGUUUGUCCUCAGUGAAACAAAAUCAACCUCACAUUUUUCAGGUGUAGCACCACAAGCGUCAACAGCAGAGUCUACAGACUUAGAGACACAGGCCAGGUCAGAGAAAGCAGCCGCAGUGAAGACGGUCGGCAUGUUGACUGACGAGGAUGUCAUCAAGUUGCGACCGUGUGAAAAAAAACAGGUGGACUUCCGAGACAAACUCUACCUCGCCCCCCUAACGACGUGUGGCAACCUACCCUUCCGACGUGUGUGCAAGCGCUUCGGAGCCGACAUCACCUGUGGAGAAAUGGCCAUGUGUACCAAUCUGCUCCAGGGUCAACAGUCCGAGUGGGCUCUCCUCAAGAGACAUGAGAGUGAAGACCUGUUUGGAGUCCAGGUCGAGGGCUGCUUCCCUGACACCAUGACGAGAUGUGCCGAGCUCAUCAACAACAACACUGACGUAGACUUUGUGGACAUAAACUCAGGGUGUCCCAUUGACUUAGUGUACAAGAAGGGCGGAGGUUGCGGCUUGAUGACACGCACCCGAAAGUUUGAGCAGAUAAUCAGGGGGAUGCACCAUGUGCUCGAUGUCCCUUUAACAGUGAAGAUCCGCACCGGCGUUCAGGAGAAAAGCAACAUAGCACAUAAACUCAUCCCAGAGAUGAAAAACUGGGGCGUCUCUAUGAUCACGCUGCAUGGCCGUUCCAGAGAGCAGCGCUACACCAAACUUGCAGACUGGGACUACAUCACCACCUGCUCCCAGCUAGCCAGCCCCAUCCCGCUCUUUGGUAAUGGAGACAUUUUGUCCUAUGAGGACGCCAUGAAAGCCAAAGAAACGGGUGUUUCUGGUAUUAUGAUUGCAAGGGGGGCUCUGGUUAAGCCCUGGAUCUUCACUGAAAUCAAGGAGAGCCGCCACUGGGACAUCUCCUCCAGCGAGCGACUUGACGUCCUCCGGGAUUUUGCCAACUUCGGCCUGGAGCACUGGGGCUCAGACACGCGAGGUGUGGAGAAGACUCGAACCUUCCUGCUGGAGUGGCUCUCAUUCAUGUGCAGGUACAUCCCAGUGGGCCUGUUGGAGCGGGUGCCUCAGAAGAUCAAUGAGAGGCCUCCAUACUAUAUGGGCAGGAACUACCUGGAGACACUCAUGGCCAGUCAGAAUGUUGGGGACUGGAUCAGGAUCAGUGAAAUGCUGCUAGGACCUGUACCCCCAAACUUCAACUUCUUGCCCAAACACAAAGCAAAUUCAUACAAGUGAUUUUUUUUUCUCUUUACCAUAUUGGACAAUUUAUUUUUUUGGGCAGAGUGUGACUGAAAAGACAACUUACAAUUUAGUUUAGGUUUUUGGUACAAAUGUACUGAGCAAUAAAGUAUACGUCACACUUAAA